AGCUAAAGCACCAUAACAAUCAACUCAAUAACUCAUUGCAAUUGCUAUGGCCUCAAUUUUGAAGACAUCCACUACCUUAUACACUCUAAUUCUUUCCUUCUUCUUCAUCCUCUUCCUUUCUUCCUCUGUUGCAGCUUCCUCCUUCUCAUAUAGCUCAUGCGACCUCACACCCUACCCUGCAUUCUGCACAACCACUCUGCCUCCUAACUAUUCAUCAUCCACACAUGACCAAACCCAUUUCUUCCUUCAACAAUCCUUAUCAAUAACAAAAACAAUUCAUGAACUAGUCUCUUCCUAUCUCACAAACCAAUUCAACAUUCCUGAAUCCACAUUACAUGCCCUUGAAGAUUGUCUCAAUCUAGCAGAACAGAACACUAAUUUCCUGUCCUCUGUUCUCCAAGCCAUAAAAAACAGAACUUUGACUAACCAUCAGGCUUAUAGUGAUCUGCAAACCUUGCUCAGUGCCGUUCUAACCAACCACCAAACAUGCUUAGAUGGUUUCCAUGAAGUAACUCCCUAUCCAAGAAUCACCAGUGCCUUAUCAAGCCCUCUUUCUGAUGGGGUCAAACUCUAUAGCAUAUCAUUAGCCUUUUUCACCCGUUUUUGGGUUAACAAUGCCACUGAAAAUCCCACAACAGAGAACCCAAUUGAAAAAAUUAUAACUAGAAAGCUGUUGCAGCAAAACAUUGACAAUGUGAUGGUGAGACAGAGGGUGGUGGUGAACCCAGAUGGGUCUGGAGAUUUCAUUACCAUAAAUGAUGCAGUGGAUGCUGCACCUAACAAUGCCGGCGCAAACAAUGGGUACUAUGUAAUUUAUGUUGUUGCUGGGGUUUACAAUGAGCACGUGUCUGUGGCUAGGAGCAAGGAGAAUCUGAUGAUGGUUGGAGAUGGCAUCAACCGCACGGUGAUCACCGGCAAUCGCAGCGUGGUUGAUGGGUGGACCACUUUUCAAUCAGCAACUUUUGCCGUGGUCGGAAAAGGCUUCGUCGCAGUGAACAUAACAUUCCGCAACACCGCCGGUUCCAUCAAGCACCAAGCCGUCGCCAUGAGAAACGGCGCCGACAUGUCCACCUUCUACAGUUGCAGCUUCGAAGGCCACCAAGACACACUCUACGCCCACUCCUUCCGCCAAUUCUACAAAAGCUGCGACAUCUACGGCACCGUCGACUUCAUCUUCGGCAACGCCGCCGCAGUUUUCCAAAACUGCAACCUGCACCCGCGCCUCCCCAUGCAGAACCAGUUCAACGCGAUCACAGCGCAGGGACGCAUAGACCCGAACCAGAACACCGGCUUCUCCAUUCAGAACUGUCAAAUUGUGGCGGCGAGCGAGUUAGGUGGCGGUGUGAAGACGUUUCUGGGUCGGCCUUGGAAGGAGUAUUCGAGGACGGUGUUCAUGGAGAGUUUCAUAGAUGGUGUGGUGGAUGCGAAGGGGUGGAUUGAAUGGUCAGGGGAUUUUGCGUUGAGAACUCUGUAUUAUGCAGAGUAUGCGAAUUGGGGACCAGGGGCGAAGACUAGUGAGAGGGUUACUUGGGAAGGGUUUCAUCUCAUUGGUGAGAAGGAUGCUGGUGAGUUUACUGUGGAUAGGUUUAUACAAGGUGAGGCUUGGUUGAAGAUGACAGGAGUGCCUUUCAAAGGUGGCUUAUAGUGAAUUCUUGGAGUGGAUGGUGAAAUUGGUUCCUGAAAGCGUUGGAUGCCGACGAGUUUGUUUGUCUUUAGAAGAAUGAAAUAAUCUCGCAAUUAGACAUGUGAGGUAUUUUGAAAGUUUAGAAAGAUGAAUUUGUCAGCAUCCAACACUUUCGGGGACUGAUUUGAUGAUUCACUUGAAUUCUUUUAGUGUUGAGAAAUGAUAUGGUAGCACAUCCAACAAAUGCUGCUAAGAGGCGAAAAGAAGAGAAGAGACACUAAUAGUUAUGAAUGUGGUAUAUGAAAAAAAAGGUAGAUGUUUAUGUAUUUGUAUGUUUAUUGUUUGGUGUUGGCUCAUGCACUUCAAAUUGAUUUGAUUCCCUUUCUAUUUUUUCAUAACUCUAUAUUGAGUGUGUGUUUGGAAAAUCUGCAUGGAUCUUAAGUGUGAUUCAUAUCUAGUAAAAGUAACAAAUAAUUGCUUUUGAAAA
Messenger RNA from Lotus japonicus, 2111 nucleotides. Its product is annotated as probable pectinesterase/pectinesterase inhibitor 41. Gene Ontology annotation, biological process: cell wall modification. The record is from RefSeq and is a predicted model, not a curated record. Gene Ontology annotation, molecular function: pectinesterase activity; pectinesterase inhibitor activity. The transcript is spliced from 2 exons. The coding region runs from base 47 to 1645 and encodes 532 amino acids. Lineage: Eukaryota; Viridiplantae; Streptophyta; Magnoliopsida; Fabales; Fabaceae.